UCCCUACAGUCUAUUCUCCACACAGCAGCCAGAAGGACCAUUUUAAGAUGAGUCAGACCAUGCCAUCAUCAUCAUCAUCAUUAUCAUUAUUAUUUCUAAGAACCUUCAAGUGACUUCUCUUUCACUUAGAGGAAAAACCAAAGUCCUUUUAAUGGCCUGUUGACCCUACACAGUUUGCUUACUCUACUGUUCUUGAUCAUCAUGUUCAUUCCUGCCUCAGGACCUUAUCCCUUGCUGUUCCUUCACCAUGGGGUUCCCUAACAGAAGUUGGCUCUGGAGUGUGGUGAGUCCUCAGAGGAGACCUCAGAUAGCAGGAGCCAUGGCCUCUGACCUGGACUUCUCACCUCCUGAGGUGCCUGAGCCCACAUUCCUGGAGAACCUGCUACGGUAUGGACUCUUCCUGGGGGCCAUCUUCCAGCUCAUCUGUGUGCUGGCCAUCAUCAUACCUGUUCCCAAGUCCCACGAGGCGGAGACAGAACCAUCUGAGCCCAGAAGUGGGGAAGUGAGGAAGCCCAAGGCUGCUGCUCCUUCUACAAACAAGAGGCCCAAGAAGGAGGCCAAGAAGAAGCGUUAGAAGACGAGGCCUGUGGAGCCGGAUGGGAGGGGCAAGGGCCUUGAAGGCGGCCCUCUGGGGACUCAGCGUCCUGUUCCCUCGCUCCGUCCAGGCUCAGAGAUCUGGACAAUCAUGACAGUCCCAGGUCCCAGCUCGGCAGACCACCACUUCCUCUUCCUCCUGCUUCCUUGGUGGUUUAGAGUCAAGGAGACUAAAAUACCCAGUGAGCAGAGACUGUUUGAGAAGUCUGUUCACAAGUCCGGUCAGAUUAUGUUUUCAACUUAAUCAUGGAGCCUGGCCUUUAGUUACCCACCUUGUGGAUUUACACUACGUUUCAGAGCCAUUAGCUAAUGCUGACAAGCACCGCCCUCUCCCAUUAUUUGUGCACCACAGACCUGCUAAUCAGUCACCUUUGUCUCUUCCGCUUGUGCAGGUGGAGCCAGGCCUCACCUGUUUUGUUUAGGUCAAGACACCAUGGCCAGUGUAGUGCUAUGGCCAGGUCUGAAAACUGCCUGGUGUGAGAGCCAGCAGAAGACCCAGGUCAGGGUAAUGCCUGGUUCUCCUCCCGCAGAUGGAAGAGGUUUGGGUGAAUGAGUGUGUGUUUCUUGGGCCCAAUUUUCUGAGUCUCUGAAAAGGGGGGGGCGGGGGGUGUGCCUGUCACUCUCAGACCAAAGUCUUUUCAUCCUAUCAUAGCACAUUCAAGGUGAGCCUUUUGGCUUCCACCUCUACAAUAUCCCAUGUCUCUCUUCCCUAAGCCCCCAAUUCUUUCAUUCCCUGACCAGUGUGGAAAAGUUUUGGGGGGAAGUAAAUGUGAAUAAACUGGCCUGCAUGCUGAA
Myotis brandtii (Brandt's bat) is the source of this 1389-nucleotide messenger RNA. It is a transcript of the gene MANBAL, whose product is annotated as mannosidase, beta A, lysosomal-like. The transcript is spliced from 3 exons. The coding region runs from base 248 to 574 and encodes 108 amino acids. The record is from RefSeq and is a predicted model, not a curated record. Lineage: Eukaryota; Metazoa; Chordata; Mammalia; Chiroptera; Vespertilionidae. Gene Ontology annotation, cellular component: membrane.